GGACUGAAGCAGAAGCAGGAGGCAAGCAAAGGAUCACACGGAACUCAGAGAAGACUCAGAGGAUCCCCUGCUGACUUGAGAAAGGAGAGAGAGAGAGGGAGAGAGAGGCACACACACAGAUUACUGAGGAACUUAAAAAGAAAGGAGGGGAAAAAAGCCCUGCCAGAAGGAACUCCAGAAGGAACCAUGAGCAGUGCAGCCUUGCUGACUCACCUUCCAGACCCCAGUAGCAGCUUCAGAGAAGAUGCCCCACGCCCCCCUGUACCAGGGGAAGAAGGAGAAACACCAUGCCACCUGGCUGCCAGUUUGUUUCUUGUGAAAAACCAAAGCUUCAAGGCCAUGUCAGUUUCUUCCACGCCAAGGAGGAAUGAGGAUGGUCUGGGGGAGCCAGAAGGCAGUGCAUCUCCAGAUUCCCCUCUUGCGCGAUGGAACAAAUCCUUGCAUUCCUUGCUGGGAGAUCAAGAUGGUGCCUAUCUCUUCCGGACCUUCCUGGAAAGGGAGAAAUGUGUGGAUACUUUAGACUUCUGGUUUGCCUGCAAUGGCUUCAGGCAGAUGGACCUUAAGGAUACCAAAACUUUAAGAGUCGCCAAAGCUAUAUAUAAAAGGUACAUUGAGAACAACAGCAUUGUCUCCAAGCAACUCAAGCCUGCCACCAAGACCUACAUAAGGGAUAGUAUUAAGAAGCAACAGAUAGAUUCUGUAAUGUUUGAUCAGGCACAAACUGAGAUCCAGACUGUGAUGGAGGAAAAUGCUUACCAGAUGUUUUUGACUUCUGAUAUAUACCUCGAAUAUGUAAGGAGUGGGGGAGAAAAUCCUGCUUAUAUGAACAGCAAUGGACUGGGGAGUUUAAAAGUUGACUGUGGCUAUCUCCCUACCUUGAAUGAAGAAGAGGAAUGGAGCUGUGCUGAUUUUAAAAACAAACUUUUGCCAUCCGUACUUGGGUUGUCCAGCAAGACAUUGAGGGCUACAGCAAGUGUCCGAGCUACAGAAACUGUGGAGAAUGGGUUCAGGUCCUUCAAGAGGAAUGAUCCUGGUAACCCUUACCAUGUGAACUCUGGUUAUGUCUUUGCUCCUGCCACUAGUGCGAAUGAUAGUGAAAUAUCUAGUGAUGCUUUGACUGAUGAUUCCAUGUCAAUGACAGACAGCAGCGUUGAUGGGAUUCCUCCUUAUAGACUUGGGAGUAAGAAGCAACUGCAGAGGGAAAUGCAUCGUAGUGUCAAGGCCAAUGGUCAAGUUUCUCUACCUCACUUUCCAAGAACUCACCGCCUUCCUAGGGAAAUGACCCCUGUGGAACCAGCUGCUUUUGCCGCUGAACUCAUCUCUCGAUUAGAAAAGCUCAAGCGAGAUCAAGAGACCAUGGACUCUCUGGAGGAGAGGCUGCAGCAAAUCACAGAGGAUGAAGAGAAGGAGGGAUCUGAAAUACCUGUCAGCUCACAGACCACCCGAGAAGUCACACCUGUCCAGCAUCAACAACACCCCUUGACUCUCCUACCCUCUGGCAGCUAUGAGGAUGAUCCUCAGGCCAUCCUGGAUGACCAUCUUUCACGGGUGCUGAAAACCCCAGGGUGCCAGUCUCCUGGUAUGGGGCGACAUAGUCCUCGUGCACGGUCUCCAGACCGCCUCCCAGGUGGCAAGUUGCUGCUGGCACCUGGCACAGCCUCUAUCCCCACCGCCUGUGCCCUGGUCAGCAAAGGAUUUGUCACCAAGCAGACCACCAAGCAUGUUCACCAUCACUACAUCCACCAUCACACCAUUCCCAAAACGAAGGAGCAGAUAGAAGCAGAGGCGGCCCAACGAGCCCAAUGCAUGGGCCCUGGGGGGAGCGACUAUUAUUGUUACUCCAAGUGCAAGGGUCACACAAAGGGGGCAGAACUUCCUGUGGCACAGCUGGAGCCAUUUGGCCUCAGCAGAACUGGGACGCUUCCGAAAAGAAACUGUAAGCUACCAGAUGGCAUUCUCCUGCCAGGUGGAGAAGGAGGAGGGCUCUCCAUCCCGCCAGGGGUCCAGCUACCUGGAGGGGAGGCAGACCGAUCACAGAAUGUCUGGCAGUGGAUGCUGGAGAGUGAAAGACAAUCUAAGCACAAGCCCCAUAGCACACAAAGCACAAAGAAAGCCUACAAUUCAGAAUCCACCAGAGGUGUGCCUGGGGAGCGCCCAGCCCGUCACCACCUAUGGGGGAGCAGCAGCCACCCACGCAGCAUUCAGCCUGCCCACCCUUUUGUCCAGGAUCCUGCCAUGCCCCCACUGACACCUCCCAAUACCCUGGCUCAGCUGGAGGAAGCUUGCCGUAGGCUAGCAGAAGUAUCCAAGCCACAGAAACAACGAUGUUCAGCUUCAAAUCAGCCGAGGGAUCGCAACCACUUGACUUCCGUACCAGGAGGAAAUGGUCCUUUUUGCAAUGCAAGUGUAGCAACAGAAGAUCACAAAGAACCAAAGAAGCUCCCUGUUACUCACUCCUCCCAGCCUAGUGAGUUGAUUAUCACUUAUUUUUUCUGUGGAGAAGAAAUUCCAUAUAGGAGGAUGUUAAAGGCCCAGAGCCUGACACUUGGGCACUUUAAAGAGCAGCUGAGCAAAAAGGGAAAUUAUAGGUAUUACUUCAAAAAGGCAAGUGAUGAGUUUGACUGUGGUGCAGUUUUUGAAGAAAUCUGGGAUGACGAUGCUGUUCUGCCCAUGUACGAGGGAAGGAUCCUGGGAAAAGUUGAGAGGAUUGAUUGACUGGCUGGCUGGCUGGCUGGCUGGCUGGCUGGCCUUGCCUGUGUGAAGGUGUUUAGGAAGACAUAAGCUAAAGAGGCCAGCCUCUGGACACAAUUACCAAAUCAAGCUUUUGAAGGAAAGUUUGAACCAAUGAAGAAAAAGCAACAUAAAUAAGUGGACAUCUAUGAAGACUUUGCCAAAUCAGCCUUAGAGGGGGAAAAACAUAGACAACUGUUGCGCUGAGUACCAAGAUGUUAAGAACUCUGAACUAUUUAUUAAGAACAUGACCACUCUUGGUUGUUGAAGAUGCGGCCCAUGUUUUCAAAGACUUCCAUAUAUAAUAUAUGGCUUCCUGGGGAUCCCACACCUAUGGACUAAGAAAGACCGUGUAUAGCUUACUUAUGAUAAUCCUUAUUGAUAUUUAUUGAACAGUCUGGUUUUAUCCCCCUUUACGUCCAAUGAUGGACAUGCUGCUUUAAACAAUGGAGAAAAGAGGGGAUAUGAGGUAAAGGAAAAGGUUGGUUUUAUAUUUUAUUUUUUACAUCAUUUCCACUAUCUAAACGAUUAAAAAAAUUAAAAAGUGCAUUUGUUUCUUGCUACCUUAGAAAGCCAACUGGAAUUAAUGUCAUAUCCAGCAUUUCUCCAGUUGUUUUAUUUCUGAGGAUGGGAGAGGAAGAGAGAGAAUGAAAACUAUCCUAUACUUUUACUCUUUUAGAGAAGAAUAUAUUUGAAUCAAUGCUGCUCUAAGGCUUGGUGCAGACAUAAUACUCUUGAUUGCCUAAUAAUGAUUAGCUAAUCAGGAGCAUUCAACAGACUUUUCCUCCCUCCCUCCCUUCUCUGCCCAUUCCCUAUUUGGACUUGACUGUGGUAUUAAAAGUGAGCACCAGUGAACUAAAUAUACCAUUCAUUUUAACAGAGUUUAUGAACCUGCUUAUGUCUGCAGAUUCUGGUUUUGAAGCUCACAAUGGUUAAUGUUCACACUGGUCCAGUAGAAAUGCUGCCAUCUUGGUAGCCCUAGAAGGGGUAGAGAAGGAAUGGGAUAAAUUCAAGUGCAAGAGUAGAGGAGGAAAGAGUGUGUGAGGCCCACAAUGGCUCCUGGUUACUUAACCAUUAAUAGGAGACUGGGAAUGCUGCAGCUGCACCAGACCUAACAGUGUUCUCAUGGGUUAAAUAAUAUCUCCGCUACAAAGGAUAAUAAUACCAUUUAUGGGUCUUGUCAUUCAGUUUCUGUGGUAAUAAUAUACACCUGCCUCUUUCUAUAUAUCUAUCUAUAUAUAGAUAUAUAUUUGCUCCCUAUCUUUAUGUGUUUCCAUUGUGUAUCUUUACUAAAUGAAGCAGCCUGUGGAAAAUCCCAGGUGAGGGACCCAAAGUUUCAUAUUGACCAGUUUUGUUGUAGGAGAUGAUCUCAAACAUAGGAGAAAAAGUGGUACAUGAAACUUACCAGUUCAAUUUCACACUGUCAAGUAUAGCCAGAUUUUUUUAUUGUAUGUUCUUCACCACCAUGAGCUACAGUGUGCUUGUUCCCUCACCCCUACAUGUAGAAUUCACAGGCAUUGCCUUUUCAGUUUUCAGAGAAAUCUUGUUUUCAAAGGGAUCUUGUAGCACCUUUUAGAGUAACUGUGUCAAGUCUAUGAAAACUUAUGCUACAAUUUCUUUCAUACAGGUGGUCUUCAGGUGCUACAAGAUCCCUUGGCAUACCCCUACAUUUGGUCACUCUUUUUGUAGUGACACUUUCCAUUUUGCUGCAGCAGUUAAUAGCCCAGACUGUCUCAAGAUGUGGUUUCCCAUCUUAGAUUGAACGGCUGUUAAACCAGUAGGGUUCUCAGCCUUUGGCCCUCCAGAGGGUUUGGACCUCUGUUCCGAGAAUUCCUGAAUAUUGGCCACACUGGAUUCUGGGAGCUGUAGUUCAAAACAUCAGGAAAAUGAAAGUCUGACAUCCCCACUGCAUUAGAGUGAAAUGUUGGUGUCCCUGUAUGGUGAGCCCAGACAUUUUGUUCCAACAUUUCUAGCUGAGAGUUUAGCUUGCCUCUCCACCGGCCAGUAGCAUCAGUAUAUAAUUUUUGAUGUGGUCUUAUAAGUGUUGUCUUUGUUCUGCUAAACCAAAAGCCUGCCAUGCUACCAGACAAACCAGUCUGGAAUGACAUCACAGCUUUCUAAGCAUGCCUUGGGCGAGUAAGCGAUUUAGUUCUUUUGUUGAGUAAAAAUGAUAAGAUAGCUGGCUUCUGAGGGGGGGGGGGUGCAUCUGAAAUGGCUUGAGCAUCCUCUCCUCCUCUGUGGCCCACCACUCUAUAAAACCUUGUACUUAUUGUACUCAAUGGCUGAAAUAUGUACGACCUGAGCUGUAAAAUCAUCACAACAGUACCAUAUCUGUGUGUGUAGUGGAACACAACAGGACAACAUAUACACACUGAGAAAGACACUUAAUUUGGAUAUUUUUGUUCUAGUUGGUGUGUUCUAUGCCAAUCUUACAUUUCUUUUGUAUAGUAUGUCUGUAUAUAGUGUAGAAAAAUGUGAUGGAAAGAAAUACUAUUAAUACACUAUCUCUAGUGUGUGUUUUUUUAAAGAAAAAAAAAACCUUCAAUCAGUACAGUACCUGUGCCUGCAUGGUGUUACUAUGCCAUGUUUUGCCCUGUGUUCAGGGUCCAAACUCUCCCUUGUUUGUUUAAGGGGCUUAUGUAUAAUAUAUUUUAUGCCUUUUUACUACAAGUCUUGUACUUUAUGACUUUUGCCAUGACAUUUGUUCUACUUAUACUGUAAAUUAUGCAUUAUAAAGAGUUUCAUUUAAAGAAAAAAUUACUUGGUACAAUAAUUAUUGUAAUUAAGAGAUGUAGCCUUUAUUAAAAUUUUUAUA
Molecule: messenger RNA, 5545 nt
Organism: Sceloporus undulatus (fence lizard)
Lineage: Eukaryota; Metazoa; Chordata; Lepidosauria; Squamata; Phrynosomatidae
Gene: AXIN2
Product: axin 2
Biological process (GO): negative regulation of canonical Wnt signaling pathway
Source: RefSeq, a predicted model, not a curated record